Molecule: messenger RNA, 351 nt
Organism: Oncorhynchus nerka (sockeye salmon)
Lineage: Eukaryota; Metazoa; Chordata; Actinopteri; Salmoniformes; Salmonidae
Product: tyrosine-protein kinase Tec-like
Exons: 2
Coding region: 76-336 (86 amino acids)
Source: RefSeq, a predicted model, not a curated record
CCCUCCUCUCCUCUCCCGUCCGGGUGGGUCCAGUCAGUAUUAGAUGGCAGGGUGGAGGGAGUGGGCGGGGUCGAGAUGAGUGCUGACCCGCUAUUGGAGGAGACCCUCAUGAAGCGGUCUCAGCAGAAGAGAUUAACUUCACCGCUGAACUACAAGGAGCGAGUGUUCGUCCUCACCAAGACCAAGCUCACAUACUAUGAGUUCAGAGCAGAGAAGAAGUUUAAGAAGGGAUCCAUCGACCUGCAGAAAGUCAGGUGUGUGGAGAUCGUGAAGAAUGGAGGAGGAGUCGUACCCUGUCAGAACAAAUACCCCUUCCAAGUGAGAUUGAUCGGUUGAUUGAUCAAUAUUGAG